AUGGCAUAUGAGGCACCUACAUGGUGGGUAGCACAGGGGCAUCUGUACCACCCUAGGACAGAGUCAAUGACAGUGGUGCACCACGGGCACUCAUCAGUGUGCGUGCGCGCGCUCGUUUGCGUGCGCGCGCGCACACACGCGCGCACGCGCGCACGGAGACCAUACCCCAGACAGUUUGAGAAUAGGAUUAGUGCAAUUUUGAAAGUAACUCAUCAGCUCAUGGCAGAAGUUGCCGCCCCCCCCCCUGCCCUUUCGCCCGCCCUUUCGCCCGCCCUUUCGCCCGCCCUUUCGCCCGCCCUUUCGCCCGCCCUUUCGCCCGCCCUUUCGCCCGCCCUUUCGCCCGCCCUUUCGCCCGCCCUUUCGCCCGCCCUUUCGCCCGCCCUUUCGCCCGCCCUUUCGCCCGCCCUUUCGCCCGCCCUUUCGCCCGCCCUUUCGCCCGCCCUUUCGCCCGCCCUUUCGCCCGCCCUUUCGCCCGCCCUUUCGCCCGCCCUUUCGCCCGCCCUUUCGCCCGCCCUUUCGCCCGCCCUUUCGCCCGCCCUUUCGCCCGCCCUUUCGCCCGCCCUUUCGCCCGCCCUUUCGCCCGCCCUUUCGCCCGCCCUUUCGCCCGCCCUUUCGCCCGCCCUUUCGCCCGCCCUUUCGCCCGCCCUUUCGCCCGCCCUUUCGCCCGCCCUUUCGCCCGCCCUUUCGCCCGCCCUUUCGCCCGCCCUUUCGCCCGCCCUUUCGCCCGCCCUUUCGCCCGCCCUUUCGCCCGCCCUUUCGCCCGCCCUUUCGCCCGCCCUUUCGCCCGCCCUUUCGCCCGCCCUUUCGCCCGCCCUUUCGCCCGCCCUUUCGCCCGCCCUUUCGCCCGCCCUUUCGCCCGCCCUUUCGCCCGCCCUUUCGCCCGCCCUUUCGCCCGCCCUUUCGCCCGCCCUUUCGCCCGCCCUUUCGCCCGCCCUUUCGCCCGCCCUUUCGCCCGCCCUUUCGCCCGCCCUUUCGCCCGCCCUUUCGCCCGCCCUUUCGCCCGCCCUUUCGCCCGCCCUUUCGCCCGCCCUUUCGCCCGCCCUUUCGCCCGCCCUUUCGCCCGCCCUUUCGCCCGCCCUGUAA
Messenger RNA from Schistocerca nitens (vagrant locust), 1083 nucleotides. Its product is annotated as mucin-1-like. Bases 1 to 1083 code for a protein of 360 amino acids. NCBI's taxonomy places the organism in Eukaryota, Metazoa, Arthropoda, Insecta, Orthoptera, Acrididae. The transcript has 3 exons. The record is from RefSeq and is a predicted model, not a curated record.